Molecule: messenger RNA, 1698 nt
Organism: Penicilliopsis zonata CBS 506.65
Lineage: Eukaryota; Fungi; Ascomycota; Eurotiomycetes; Eurotiales; Aspergillaceae
Exons: 3
Coding region: 1-1698 (565 amino acids)
Biological process (GO): protein N-linked glycosylation
Cellular component (GO): endoplasmic reticulum membrane
Molecular function (GO): alpha-1,6-mannosyltransferase activity
Source: RefSeq, a predicted model, not a curated record
AUGAGGAGCAUACCCCUUCUUUUGGCCCUCACGGCCUUCCCCGCCCUCAUCCUCCUCCACCUCCUCGCCGCCCCCUACACGAAAGUCGAGGAAUCGUUCCACGUCCAAGCGACGCACGAUAUACUAUCCUACGGGAUCUCGGGGGGAAACACGCAAGCCUAUCUUCGCGAACAUUAUGAUCAUUUUAUAUUCCCGGGCGCCGUGCCCCGGACGUUCGUGGGGGCUGUAUUCCUUGCUCUCCUUGCGAAGCCCGUGAUUUUCCUGACGGAGUUGGACCAACAAGUACUCGGUACGCCCUUGACCCAAAAAGACAAUCCUUAUGAUCGCUUAUGUUCUGAUCUCUCUCUCUCAGUUCGUGGUAUUUUAGGAAUGUUCAAUGCUGUCGCGUUGAUGGUGUAUGCGUCUGGCGUGCAAAGAGCGUACGGAUAUACCUCUGCGCUCUGGUACGUGGCUUUCCAGGCCAGUCAGUUCCAUGUCCUCUUCUAUGCGUCGAGGCCGUUGUCCAACAUGUUUGCAUUUGGAUUGACUACGCUUGCCCUGCGGUACCUUUUACCCGAACAGAUACCCGCGGAAACCUACAAAACCCGCUGCCGGGCCUCACUUUUCCUCCUCACUGUCGCUGGGAUCAUCUUCCGCUCGGAGCUGGCUCUCCUCCUCGGUGCAGAGACGGUCGUGCUCUUCGCCACGGGCCGGAUCAGUAUCGCCCGCGAGAUCAUCCCCGCCGGGGCGCUAGGCCUGCUGGUGGGCUUGUCGACGACGGUGCUCGUGGACUCGUUCUUCUGGCAGCAGUAUCCGUUAUGGCCUGAGCUGGCAGCGUUCAAGUUCAAUGUGCUUGCCGGCCAGGCGUCCGCGUGGGGCACGCACCCCUGGCACUUUUACUUCUCCAACGCCCUUCCGCGGCUCCUCUCCAACCCUGCGGCCAUCUUUCUUGCCCUGCCCUGGGCCCUACUGCACCCUGCCAUGCGGACAUCCUCCCUGUUCACCGUAUUGCCCUGUCUGGCCUUUGUCGCGCUGUACAGUCUCCAGCCGCACAAGGAGUGGCGGUUCAUCGUCUACGUCGUCCCGCCGCUGACCUCCACCGCCGCCCGCGCCGCCGCCUACCUCUGGACCCGGCGCGGCAAGUCCAUGCUCUACGCUCUUGUUUCCGCCGGGCUCGUCCUCUCCACGCUCGGUUCUCUCGCCCUCUCAACCCUUAUCCUCUUGCCUUCCUCUGCGGCCAACUACCCGGGCGGACUCGCUCUACGCACUCUCCACGAAUACGCCAACGCGAGCAAAGGCUUGGGAAACUCUCCUGCAUCGGUAUAUCUAGGUAAUCUUGCGUGUCAGACGGGCGUCACACGCUUCAACCAACUACCUACCUGGCGGUACGAUAAGACGGAAGACGACACCCAGAAAGCGGAGGCCACCUUCUGGUCGCAAUUCGACUACGCGCUGAUCGAGCCGGGCGAGGAAUCCCUCCUGCUCUCCGAUACAUCUAGUUGGCAUCAAAUCCGAACAAUCGACGGGUUCGCGGGACUCAAGAUCGUGAGGCCGGGAGAACCCGUUGCAGGAACGAUAGAGAGCGGCGUCAUCCGACGGUUGCUCGGAGAGGAUGCCCUCAAAGCCUGGGAAUCGGCUAGUGAUGUCUUGCGGAGGGUGUUGAGGGGGUACUGGGUUGAACUACGGAUGGAGCCGAGGAUCAAAAUCAUGCAGAGAUAG